Ordospora colligata OC4 is the source of this 3435-nucleotide messenger RNA. RefSeq lists its product as uncharacterized. The coding region runs from base 1 to 3435 and encodes 1144 amino acids. Lineage: Eukaryota; Fungi; Microsporidia; Ordosporidae. The record is from RefSeq and is a predicted model, not a curated record. Gene Ontology annotation, biological process: transcription initiation at RNA polymerase II promoter. The transcript has a single exon. Gene Ontology annotation, molecular function: transcription cis-regulatory region binding; RNA polymerase II general transcription initiation factor activity; chromatin binding. Gene Ontology annotation, cellular component: transcription factor TFIID complex.
AUGAAGGUGAUCCAGCAGAAAAACGUGUACUUCAUAGACCUGAGUAAGAGGAUAUACAGAGGAUUUGUGGAGACUACAAUCAAUAGACAUGGUGGAGAAAACAGUAUCGUCUAUAAAUCAAGGAGGUUGAGUAUACAGAGCGUAGAGAUAAUCGCAGGGUCAAAGCAUGUGGAUGUGCCAUAUAAAACAAACAACGUAUGCAAAGCAAUAGAUCAACAUGAGGCACUGUUUUCAAAAAGUAUGUGGAGGGAUGUCUGCUCAGAAUGCACUUUUACUGUAGAUGUGCCUGAGGAGAUGAUAGAAGAAGAGAUAGUGGUAAGGAUCACGUAUGGCAUGGAUGCCGACAAUGACUCAAUUGAGUUCUACAAGCCUGUAUGUGCUGAUGACAAGCACAUGGAGGUUGUUGCAACAAAUAGGCUGUUUGAUUCGUCUUCAAUAUUUCCAUCCGUUCAAACAUCUUUGAGAUAUAAAUGGGAGCUUGUUUAUAUUAUUCCAACGAAUGAGGAUGUAAGGGUUAUUUCACCAGGUACUUUCAGGAGCAUGAGUGAGGAGGCAGAAAUCAAUCUGUAUUCGUAUGUAGUUGAUAUGGCCCACAGUGGGCAUUUGAACUUUUGUGUUGGGACGUUUGGCUCUCAUGAGAUACUAAUUGGAGAUGAUAAGAAGAUGGUUUAUGUUCCAAAGGGAAUGUCGAACUACAAAGAGUCGGUGAAGGAGUUCUGUGCGGAUCUUGAGAGUCUGAUAAAAUACACUGAGUAUUUCUUACAAAGAGAUUAUCCUUUCCGAGCACUUGAAGUUGCCUUUGUAUAUGGAGAUGCAAAUAAGGUCUAUGGCCAAGGUACGUCAUUUCUGAGCAUAUCGAGUCUUACACCAUCAAACGACAUUGAACCAGCUUUUAUGCUCAAAAGGAUAGUUGGGGAUAUCAUAAGCUCUCAGGUAUUCUACUUCUAUUUUUCUGUUGUCGAUAAGGUUGAUUUCUGGAUUUCUGAGGGAAUGAAGGGAUAUUUCAGUGAUUAUUGUGCAAGGCACUUUCUUGGCAAUAGCGAGUUUAUUUAUGAGCUGAAGAAAGAUCGUGAUUAUGUGUUUGAAAAUGACAUUUCUGAGUAUGCGCUUUUUGACAAAAGAAGGACGCUUACUUCGAUGACAGAUAAGUUUUUCAAGACCAAGUCGAAGGUCUUUUUCCAUCUUUUGGAGGGGAAUCUGAGCAAGGCAUUUAUGGAAAAGAUCCUGAACUACACUCUUAAGAAAAAAGACGAUGUUAAUGCAGAAUACACACAUGAAUUUGUGAAACUUGUAAAAGAUGUAACGGGCAAGGAUCUAAAGUUUCUAUUUGAUGCUUAUGUGUUUAGGCCUGGAGCAGUGAAGGUGAAGGUUAGAUUCAGUGUAAAUAAGAAAAACAACAGGGUUGACUUUUCUGUUGAGCAAGCAGCAACAAGCAUCUUGGUGAAUGGCAAUAGGUGUGUUAGCGGACCGAUGAUGAUAUGCAGCUAUGAGAUGGAGGGAGUGUUUGAGCAUAUUUUUACAUUGGACAAGGACAAUCACUUUUACUAUCAUCCACGAACCAAGAAGAAGAAGAAACCCGAGGAGGAAGAAGAAGUCAUGCCACUUCUGUGGAUUCGAGCAGAUCCAAAAGGAGAGCAUCUGGCAAAAGUGAUUGUGGAGCAGCCUGACUAUAUGUUUAUAGAACAACUUCUUGACAAGAAUGUGAUUGGACAGAUGGAAGCGCUUGAGAACUUGUCUGUAAGGCCAUCUACGCAGAUAUGCGAGAUACUGGAAAGGGUUCUCGAGAACACGCAUGUUUUUUACAAGGUCAGGAUUGACAUAUUGUAUAUCUUGUGUAGGACGAUAUCUGGGGAUCAUUAUGGAUUUCAACGGCUUAUACAAUAUUUUGUCAAGAAGUACUGUGUUCAGACAUCGACGAUAGUCAAGCCAAAUGAUUUUUCGUUUAUUUCAUAUUUUGUACAGAAACAUCUUGUGAAUGCAUUAUCGCUAACAGAUCCUUUUGUAUUCCGAGAGUACUCAGGAAGGACUGUGGGAUCAGCGAGCAUUGUCUGUGCGUUUAUAAUUAACAUACUGAAGUUUAACGACAACUCGUUUAAUUCCUACAGCGAUAGCUGGUAUAUUUCUUCAGCAAUUGAAGGUCUGAGUCUUUCGCUUUGCUCAAUGAGCUAUGAAGAAUUUUACUCGAGGGCAGGAUAUAAUGCAGGAUUACAAAAGGUGGGGAAAGAGAGAAGGAACAAAAUGAAGGAUGAGAUAAACGAGCUGUUUCUAGAUGAAAUGUCUGUAGUAAACAAUCAAGAAUCAGAGAUGACCAAUAGAUUACAGAGUAAUAGGAGCUCGAAUAAAGUAAACGAAAAUAAAGAUUCCGAGGCAAUUGAGCAUGGCCGUAAUGCAUUGAACCUUAAUAAUAAACAUGGUAAUAAGCAUACAGAAUUAUCUGGUACUGUGAGGAAUGCUGAUAAUAGGUCUAGAGAUGAAGAGGUUUCUGGCAAUUCUGAUCCUAAGGACGAUUUAGAUUAUUUAAAAGCAUCUAUAUCUGAAAUAGAAAGAUUCCGCAUUCUUGACAUGGUGUUUCCAUCGCAUUGCAAUCUAGUUACACAGGCCUGUGUAUAUGCUCUAGGCAGACUUUCUGUAUUUGGAGUGAUAAGUUUGAAGAAGGAAACCUUAAUGGAUCUUUGCAAGUAUCCUAACUUUAUAGGAGUUAGAAUAGCAGCAUUUGAAGUUUUGGUGUCGUUAUUUCAUGAUGAUCAAGAUGUGAUUGAAAUGGUUUUGGAGGAUAUCAGGAAUGGAACAUUUACGAUUAAGAACACAUUACUGGAUUUAUUAGUUAAUUUUGGACUUUCUUCAAGGAUGGGAUUGAAAAAUAUAUUGAAAAUGAAGAGAAAACAGAUAUUUGAGCUGAUUAAGAUUAACAAUGGAAAUACAAAAGUUAUUGAAAAACUAUGCAGUCUUGUGUAUAUUAUAGAAGACAUGGAUAUGAGUGAGGAGAGAUAUAAAGAGCUUUAUAAAGAGUUUUAUGAGAAGACAUUGGCUAUUGGGAUUCCUACGGUUACUGUUGAUAUAGAAAGUGAAAAGAAGAAGAGAGGGUAUAUAAGCAUAAGAUUGAAUAAUAUGGAUGAAAUCAAGAGAAUCCUAUUAGAAACGCAAUACAUCAUUAAGCUUCCAUUUGUAAAGGAGAAGAUUGAUGUAGAUGCAAAGAUACAUACCAAAAAAGAACAGAAAAAACGCAGUGAAUUAAAUGUAAGUUCGAAAAGAAGCAAAAAGAACAUCCAAUUCAAAAACACAGAAGCAGUUGAUGUGAAUAAGUAUUCAGAUGGAUAUGACAAGAAUAGUUGUGCAGAAGUCAAGAGCUUAGAAAAUAUAGUUGAGGCAGGCGCUAAUAUUAAGAUAAAAAUUCCUACAGGUUUAAAAAUCAAGGUUAAAAUACCUAAGGAAUAA